AAAUGCCGACUUGCGGGCGUGUGUGACAUUUUGAUGUAGUGUGUCUUCGAUGAUUUUCGUUAUGUAUCGAUUUAAUACAUAGAUAUUUGUGAUAAAUGGAGUAUACCGAAAAUAGUUCUACAAAUCCUCUAUAAGAUAGUAGAAAGAUAUGGAUGCUUCAGUGAUAGAAGUUCUUCAACAAGCGGGUAGUCAAGAUCCUAAUAUUUUAAAACCUGCUGAACAAACACUAAAACAGUGGGAAACUGAAAGAGGAUUCUAUACUGCAUUAUUCAAUGUAUUUUCUAAUCAUUCCUUGAGUGUCAAUAUUAGGUGGAUGGCUAUUUUGUAUUUCAAAAAUGGUGUUGAUAGAUAUUGGAGAAAGAAUGCACCAAAUGCAAUUGCAGAGGAUGAGAAGGAAUUCCUUAGACAACGUUUAAUAGCAAAUUUUGAGGAACCUAUAAAUCAAUUAGCUGUACAAUUGGCAGCUUUGAUUGCUAAAAUUGCAAGAUACGAUUGCCCUAGAGAAUGGGAUACAUUAAUUCCAACGUUAUUGGAUGUCAUAAGAGGACAAAAUCCUUUAGCCCAACAUCGGGCGCUGUUAACAUUACACCAUGUUGUUAAGUCUUUAGCUUCUAAAUGUUUAGCUGCAGACAGACGACUUUUUCAAGAAUUAACCAGUAAUGUGUUCAAUUUUAUUCUGAAUUUAUGGAACACUUACACGGAAUCAUUUCUAAUAAUGGCAUCAAACGGAGCAGACUCGAAUCAGAUACAAGAAGUUUUAGAAAAAGCAUUACUCUUAUUGAGAAUACUUAGGAAACUUAUUGUACAUGGAUUUCUUUCACUUUCAAAAUCUCAAGAUGCUAUAUUAUUCUUAGAAGUUAUUUUUGAACGUGCAAGAACCUGCCUUGAGUGUCGAAAAACGUUAAUCUCAAGAGGUUUACAAUUGGAAGUAUGUGACAAAUUUAUAAUCCACUUGACCAAAGUAUUAAUGGGAGUGUUAGAAAUGCAUUCGUGUUACUACAUUGAAUUGAUACCAACGUCCUUAGAAUUUUGUGUUUUUUACUGCUUUACCGAGGCUGGUCAAAGUUUAGCUUUUGAGAGAUUUACUAUUCAGUGUUUAAAUUUGAUAAAAGCUAUGCUAACUCAUUUUCUUCGAAGUGGUAGACGUAGCAAUCCGUCAGAUCCAAUACAACGACGUGAUCGUCUAGUAGAAGACCCAAUGGAUAGAGCACAUCAGUUAAAACAAAAAUUUUUUACACCUGAAAUGUUAACAGAAAUUUGUUCAAGACUUGUAACACAUUAUUUUCUUUUAACACCUUCUGAUUUGGAAUUAUGGGAUACAGACCCAGAAAAUUUUUUUGUUGAUGAUGGUGGUGAAUCAUGGAAAUACAGUUUGAGGCCGUGUACAGUGUCUGUAUUUUUAGCAUUUUUCCACCAGUUUAAAGAGGUUUGUGCAUCGGUUUUGGUUGAGUUGAUGCAAAGACAUCAUCAACCUGUUGAUCCAAAUAAUUUGCAUGCUAUUCUAUUAAAAGAUGCAGUAUAUAAUGCUGUUGGUUUGGCUGCUUUCGAUUUAUAUGACGAGGUAAACUUUGAUCAGUGGUUUUCAACUACUUUGAAAGAAGAAUUGAAAAUUCGAAGUAACAAUUACAGAAUUAUUAGAAGACGCGUAUGUUGGCUUAUUGGUCGAUGGACAAGUGUUAAAUUAAGUGCAGAAUUGAGACCAGAAUUAUAUGAACUUAUGGUUGAAGUUUUAAGUCCAGAUGAAGACUUAGGUGUUCGUUUAGCAGCAAGUGAUGCCUUAAAACUCGCGAUAGACGAUUUUCAAUUUAAUCCAGAAGAAUUCUCUCCAUAUUUAGAGUCAGCAUUUUCAUUAUUGUUUUCUCUAUUGAAAGAAGUAAAAGAAUGCGAUACUAAGGUGCAUGUUUUAUACGUGCUAUCAUUUAUGAUUGAACGUACUGGUAGCGAGAUAAACCCAUAUGUUGGAGUUCUCAGUUCAUAUUUACCAACUCUUUGGCAGCAAUCUGAAGAAUAUAAUUUGUUGAGAUGUGCUAUAAUUACUACACUCAUACAUUUAGAGAAGGCAUUAGGUCCUGGAAGUGUCAUCUUAGAACCAUUGAUAGUAGGUGUCGUCGCAUUUAGUUGUGACGUUAAUCAAGAUGAUCAUGUUUAUUUGUUAGAAGAUGGAUUAUGGUUAUGGUUAGCUUUGUUGCAAAAUGCACCUGUGGCAACACCAGCUAUAAUGGAUUUGGCUAGAAAUAUGCCUGCAUUACUGGAACAAUCUACAGAACAUUUAACAUUAUGUUUAUAUGUAGUUCAAGCAUAUAUAAUAUUAAAUCCGCAAGAAUUUUUAAGUCAAAGGGGAGCAGUUAUAGUUGAGACGCUUAGGUCAAUCAUGGGAGAUUUAAGAGUAGAUGGAUUAUUAUUGACUUUAGUAGUAUUUGAAACGUGUAUGCGUGCUUCUCCUCGGCAAGGUGCACAGCUUAUUAAACCUGUGUUAAUAAAUAUAUUUGAACGCGUAUAUAAGUCAGAUGAUGAUGAAAUAGUGAAAACUAUGUAUUUGUCUAUCGUGGCAAGAGUUUUAUGGCUCCAUAAAGAUAUUUUUAUACAGAUAAUAAGUGAAUUAACCAGAAAAAUGGGUGGAAACGAAGAAAAAGAAGAAGCUGUACUCGGACAAAUAAUAAGUGCAUGGGUUAAUCAAAGACAAAUGACGAGUCGUCUGGAUAGAUGUAAAUUAUUUGCUCUUGCACUCUGCUCGCUCCUCGAAGCUAAUUGUCCUCCUAGUGUUCUUGAACAUUUUCCACAAAUAAUAUCUAAGAUUGUCGAAACUCUUAAUGAUAUAACCACACAUGAUAAUAUAGAAUAUGAAUGUAUAGGAUUUGCCAUUAACUCUUUGUCGAUUACUGAACAAUCUAGUCUACAACAAUACGAGGAUGAAGAUUAUGGAAGUGAACAUGAACGUCGAAAAAGAAGAUUUGAUAUCAGUGAUCCUGUGCUCUGUACCUCUUUAAAAAAUACAUUACAAAAUCAGUUACUUACGUUACGAAGAUUAGUUGGCGAUAAUCAGUUUAAUCAAUUGAUGUCAACUCUUAACCCUGAAAUUGACGAGCAACUUAAGUGUUAUGUAUCUCUAUGAAAAAGAAGCAAGUCAAAUUAAGAAAACAGAUGAUUCAGUCAAAUGCUGUAUUACGUGUAAAAAUGCUUUACGGCGCGCUAUUGUAAAACGGCACUAUCUUAUUGUAUAAUACUAGCUGUUUCACUGUACUAAUAAUGUUGAUAAUAAAAA
Colletes gigas is the source of this 3262-nucleotide messenger RNA. It is a transcript of the gene Impbeta11, whose product is annotated as importin-11. Gene Ontology annotation, biological process: protein import into nucleus. NCBI's taxonomy places the organism in Eukaryota, Metazoa, Arthropoda, Insecta, Hymenoptera, Colletidae. Bases 149 to 3112 code for a protein of 987 amino acids. The transcript has 18 exons. Gene Ontology annotation, cellular component: nuclear envelope; cytosol. The record is from RefSeq and is a predicted model, not a curated record. Gene Ontology annotation, molecular function: small GTPase binding.